Cooperia oncophora is the source of this 453-nucleotide messenger RNA. The record is from the annotation of a GenBank genome assembly. NCBI's taxonomy places the organism in Eukaryota, Metazoa, Nematoda, Chromadorea, Rhabditida, Trichostrongylidae.
AUGGCUUUUCUUGCAGAAGAAAUCGAGAUAAAGGAUGUGGAAGCUUCGGCGCUGGUUACUCUCAUUGGUUUCUGCUACUCUGGUAAGAUAAAAAUCAGUAACCGUAACGUCAUGAGCGUACUACCUGCUGCCUGCCUGCUCCAACUGGACGAAAUUCAGGAGAAGUGCUGCGAAUAUCUAAAGGACAAUAUAGAUCCGUCGAACUGCUUGGGAAUUCGAGCGAUUGCUGAUACAUACGCACGUCCUAAUCUUCUUGGCUGUGCUAAUGAGUACAUCUGGAAUAAUUUUGAGUUUGUUGUCAACUCUGAGGAGUUCUAUCAACUACCCGUUAAGCAGCUGAUUGAGAUUAUUUCAAGUGAUCAGCUCCGUGUCCAGUCGGAAGAACAGGUUCUUUGCUGCAGUGUUCCAAUGGAUCAAGUUCGACUUACCAGUACGGGAAGAAUUCCUCUCGAA